This is a messenger RNA of Trachymyrmex cornetzi, 856 nucleotides long. RefSeq names its product farnesyl pyrophosphate synthase-like. Gene Ontology annotation, cellular component: cytoplasm. Gene Ontology annotation, molecular function: dimethylallyltranstransferase activity; (2E,6E)-farnesyl diphosphate synthase activity. Gene Ontology annotation, biological process: trans, trans-farnesyl diphosphate biosynthetic process. NCBI's taxonomy places the organism in Eukaryota, Metazoa, Arthropoda, Insecta, Hymenoptera, Formicidae. The record is from RefSeq and is a predicted model, not a curated record.
AAAACUUUAGAACGUUUUAUUAUAAUGGAUCAAACUAUAUGGGUAACCAUCAGCGAGGAGGAAAGUCAACAGAUGAUGGUAAUGUGGCCGGAUAUUGUUCAUGAUAUCAUGGAAGAGAUUGAGAAUUCUAACUUUCCAGAUGUUGCUAAAUGGGUGGAAAAAUUGCUUUUUAAUGGUAAUCGACGAUAUACAGGACCGAUCGUUACUUCACCGAGGCAAACCAUGUUGGUACCUAUACAAUGAUAUAGGCCCAGCGGCAAUUAAUGAUGGUUUAUUGUUAGAAUAUUCUAUAUUUUAUCUAAUUAAAAAACACUUCAAAGGGAAAGAUUGUUACGUUAAUAUACUAGAAAUGUUCUAUAAUCUCACAUUCAAGACAAUUAUAGGACAAAGUUUAGAUUUGCUCUCUACCAGUUUUGGCAAGAAUCCCAAUCUGGAUCUAUUUACAAUGAGUCGAUAUAAUUCUAUUUGUCAGUACAAAGCAUCGCAAUAUUCUUUUAUUUUGCCAAUGCAGUUAGCCGGAAUAAAAGAUUCAGAGAUGUUCAGACAACCAAAAACCAUCUUGUCUGAAAUGGGACAUUUGUUCCAAGUCCAAGAUGAUUAUUUAAGUUGCUAGAAAUCCGAUGUCCAUGGCAAGGAUUAUACUGAUAUACAAGAAGGAAAAUGUACGUUGUUGAUUGUUGUAACUCUUCAACGUGCCAGUCCGGAGCAGCGUAAAAUUUUAGAAGAAUGUUACGGUUCUUCCGAUCCGGAAAAAGUAAGACGCGUGAAACAACUUUUCACAGGUCUUCAUUUACCAAAAAUUACGAAGAAGAAACAUAUAAUCUACUAAAAGUACAUACACAGCGGAUAUCAUGCA